This is a messenger RNA of Aspergillus ruber CBS 135680, 1428 nucleotides long. RefSeq names its product aldehyde dehydrogenase family protein. The transcript has 3 exons. Gene Ontology annotation, molecular function: aldehyde dehydrogenase (NAD+) activity. The record is from RefSeq and is a predicted model, not a curated record. NCBI's taxonomy places the organism in Eukaryota, Fungi, Ascomycota, Eurotiomycetes, Eurotiales, Aspergillaceae. The coding region runs from base 1 to 1428 and encodes 475 amino acids.
AUGGACACCACCACCUUUCGCAAUGUCAUCAACAAUGAGUUGACCACAACAGCUGAAACCCGCCACGGGAUCAACCCUGCGACCGCUCAACCCAAUCCUCCCGUGCCCGUCGCAACCCGCGAAGACCUGGACCGUGCUGUUGACGCCGCCCAGCAGGCCUUCAAGAAAUGGUCCAAGACUACAUUCGAGCAGCGCCGUGCAGCUCUCCAUGCCUACGCGGACGCCAUUGAGAAGAACAAGGAUGCCUUGGCCGCUCUCCUGACCAUGGAGCAGGGCAAGCCCCUCACCCAGUCGGCCAUGGAGAUUGGUUUUGGUAUCCAGUGGGUGCGGGGAAUCCCGAACAUUGAAAUCCCUGAGAACGUCAUUGAGGAUACGGAGGAGCGACGAGUUAUCCAGCGACACACACCCAUUGGCGUUGCUUGUGCCAUUGUGCCCUGGAACUUCCCCGUGUUGCUGGCAUUGGGCAAGAUUACGCCCGCUGUAUAUACCGGAAACACCAUUAUUGUCAAGCCUUCGCCGUUCACACCUUACUGUGAUUUGAAGCUGGUGGAGCUGGCUACCAAGUUCUUCCCUCCUGGUGUUGUUCAGGCUUUGAGUGGUGAUGACUCCCUUGGGCCGUGGUGUACUGAGCACCCUGGCAUUGGCAAGAUCAGCUUCACUGGAUCGUCACAGACAGGACAGCGAGUCAUGGCAAGCUGCGCAAAGACCAUCAAGCGGGUGACCUUGGAACUGGGCGGCAACGACCCGUGCAUCGUCUGCGACGAUGUCGACGUGGACACCGUGGUGCCAAAGGUCGGCAUCUUCUCCUUCCUCUGCACCAGUCAAAUCUGCAUGAUGAUUAAGCGCCUCUACGUCCACGAACGCAUCUACGACGAAUUCCGCGCCAAACUCGCCGAGUUUGUCAAGUCCCUUCCCGUCGGCGACGGCACCAAGCCCGAGACUUUCUUCGGCCCCGUCCAAAACGCCAUGCAAUUCGACAAGGUCAAGGAACUCUUCGCCGACACCGCCAAAUCAGGCUACAAGACGGCUCUGGGUGGCAAUAUUCCCGACUCCUCUGCCUCUCCGGGGUACUUCGUCCAGCCAACGAUCGUCGACAACCCGCCCGAGGAUUCGCGGGUCGUACAGGAGGAGCCCUUCGGCCCUAUCCUGCCUAUGAUGAAGUGGUCGGAUGAGGACGACGUGAUCGCGCGCGCAAACGGUACUGACUCGGCUCUCGGUGCAUCUGUUUGGACCAAGGAUAUGGACCGGGCUACCCGUAUGGCGGACCAAUUAGUUGCGGGAAGUGUGUGGGUGAACUCGCACUUUGACAUCUCGCCAAAUGCGCCGUUUGGUGGACACAAGGGAAGUGGUUUGGGCACGGAGUGGGGUAUUAAUGGGCUGCUUGGGUACUGUAACUCGCAGACUUUGUGGUUGAAGAAGAGUCCUUGA